AUGUGGAUCAAGUACUGCACCAUCAGACAAGCAGCAGACUGGGACUCUGAUAGCAGCCAUGUUCAGAAACGGAGAGGAGAGGGACCCAAACGUCACCACUGUCAACACUGUGACAAAUCCUUCACAACAUCUAGAUAUUUAAAGAUUCAUCAGAGAGUUCACACUGGGGACAAUCUACACAGCUGUGAUCAAUGUGGGGCAGCUUUCACACGACAGAGUACCCUAAAAAUACAUCAACGCAUUCACACUGGAGAGAAGCCUUACAGCUGUGAUCAAUGUGGGGCAGCUUUCACACUACAAUGUAACCUAAAAAUCCAUCAACGCAUUCACACUGGAGAAAAGCCUUACAGCUGUGAUCAAUGUGGGGCAGCUUUCACACUACAAAGUACCCUAAAAAUACAUCAACGCAUUCACACUGAAGAAAAGCCUUACAGCUGUGAUCAAUGUGGGGCGGCUUUCACACUACAGAGUACCCUAAAAAAACAUCAACGCAUUCACACUGGAGAAAAGCCUUACAGCUGUGAUCUAUGUGGGGCAGCUUUCACAAUACAGAGUACCCUAAAAAUACAUCAACGCAUUCACACUGGAGAGAAGCCUUACAGCUGUGAUCUAUGUGGGGCAGCUUUCACACUACAGAGUACCCUAAAAAUACAUCAACGCGUUCACACAGGAGAGAAGCCGUACUGGUGUGAACAAUGUGGGGAAACCUUUUCUGAGAGUGGGGCCCUUAAAACACAUCGACACAUUCACACUGGAGAGAAGCCUUACAGCUGUGAUCUGUGUGGUAAAACUUUUUCUCAUAGUAACGGCCUUAAAUCUCACCAGCGCAUUCACACUGGAGAGAAGCCGUACAGCUGUGAUCUAUGUGGUAAAACUUUUUCUAGGAGUGAUUCUUUAAAAAGCCACCGACGUGUUCACACUGGAGAGAAGCCGUACUGGUGUGAACAAUGUGGGGAAACGUUUUCUCACAGUAGUAACCUUAAAUCUCACCAGCACAUUCACGCUGCCUCGUUGUGAACAUGUUUCAGAGCCAAGCUGUGUCCUCCUGCCUCCUCCUCAUGCCCUGAUAGUUGUGUUGUUAUUUUCUGAUCUUCUCUCCACGUUGAAGGCUGACCAGCAGUAACUUUAUCUUCUGAACAGCAUGUAUGUUAUCUUGGCUACGACUACACAUUACGCUCCCUCCUCUCUUUAAAAGAGAAACGACAACCUGACGAAUAAAUAAAAAUGUUGUACAUUGUCAUGUUUCCUGUAUUGAGUAGGCUAUCAUUGCCAAACUUAUAUAACAUAACCCUAUACCUUCUUAAAAGCGAGGAAUAAUAUCCUGUCUCCUUCGUAUAGCCCCAGUUGGGGCUGUGCUGGACACUGCAAUCUGGGCAU
Sander lucioperca (pikeperch) is the source of this 1377-nucleotide messenger RNA. RefSeq names its product zinc finger protein 239-like. Bases 1 to 1017 code for a protein of 338 amino acids. NCBI's taxonomy places the organism in Eukaryota, Metazoa, Chordata, Actinopteri, Perciformes, Percidae. Gene Ontology annotation, molecular function: RNA polymerase II cis-regulatory region sequence-specific DNA binding; DNA-binding transcription factor activity. The record is from RefSeq and is a predicted model, not a curated record. The transcript is spliced from 3 exons. Gene Ontology annotation, biological process: regulation of transcription by RNA polymerase II.